Messenger RNA from Lethenteron reissneri (Far Eastern brook lamprey), 10175 nucleotides. RefSeq lists its product as uncharacterized. NCBI's taxonomy places the organism in Eukaryota, Metazoa, Chordata, Hyperoartia, Petromyzontiformes, Petromyzontidae. Gene Ontology annotation, cellular component: endoplasmic reticulum membrane. The record is from RefSeq and is a predicted model, not a curated record.
AACCUCGCCCUUUUGCGGCACGAGUCGGGGCUGUUUGGGAGCGGUCGUUUAAGCAGAGCCCCGUAGUAGUAUUACUACUACUACAGGCAUUGUGUGUGUGUGAACCCACCUACCAUAUUCAACCCCACCCCCCCAACACAGUCCAGGCAAUUGCAGACAAACUCGAUGCAAAGGGAUAAUUGACGCCGUACAACCCGCAGCGCAGUGCGUGGUGACGUGAGCGUGUGCGGCAUUCGCUACACUUACUACCCCCACCACGCUCAGCUGUGGGGCUGACGCCGCUCACAUUGGAGGCAGCUGUAGGCAGAGGGCAAUUCGGUGCGUGGCAGUCAAUUCCGCAGUCGGCAGUCGGUUUCGCUCACGAGCGGCCGCAGUUAUUUCCUGAUCGGCUGCAGCAAGGAAGCGGGCAAGGGUGGCUGGCUAGUGGUGGUGGUGGAGGAAAAGACUUGCUGUGGGUGGGAUACAGUGUACACAAGAGGAAGGUCUAAUUCAUACACAUUGAUUGCGGGGAGGGAGGGGGGGUUAACGUUGUGUUGAAUAUUUGUCGUGUGUGAAGGUGGUGGUGGGAUAGAGAGUUGUGUGUUUUGUUGGCACGCACCAACUCUUAGGCUGGAGGCAACGACAAUGGAGCAGCAGCAGAAGCAAGUCAGUAGGGAAGCUGUGGCCGAUGUAGGCAUGGAGUCUGGACAACAACAUCAUCAGCAGGAGCAUCAUCAGCAGCAUCAGCAUCAUCAUCAGCAGCAGCAGAGCGAAUGGGACUCCUUCGGUCCUGAUUCCUGUGGCAGCGCGACUUUGCUUGGCCCUUUUGGGGCGAUGGCCGAAACUCUGAACGCCGGCACCGCGGAAGCCGACAAGGCUGGGCUUGAUGCUGUCGCCAAGCCCAGAACCACGGAGUCACCACCAGCAUCAGCAGCAGCAGCAGCAGCAGCAGCUACAGGCUAUAUGGAGAUGGGGCAAAUGAGCGACUUCGAGAUCUUGGCGCAUGAGAAAGGCGACGAGUCCGACGUUAGCCCGGCGGGUGUGCGGGUGGAGCUGGAGAUGCCCAAAAACUGGACGUCCGACUUUGAGGCCCAGAAGGAGGUUUUCUACCAGGACCCCUCGCCGUCCAUCUUUCAGGACUUGUCAACCGGGCACGGCGAACGUUUUGCCACGGCAGGCUUGAGCGAGGUGGAUCUGAACAAGGCCGCGGGCAGCCCCCACAGCGAUGAGGGGCAGCAGAUCGAAUCCUGUGACAGCAGCCCCGCGGACGACAUCGUGACGGUGUUCCCCAAGCCGUCCGCCCUCUUCACCGAGAGCUCCGUCGCUUCCUUUCAGGGUCGGGGCAGCCCCGAAGCGGUGGGGUCUCUGUCCGGCAAGACCAGCCCGUCGGAAGACAAGACGCCUAAGAAAGCGACGUCUCCUGAUAAGCCAAUGGAAAAGCUCAUCUAUCUCGCUCAGGAAAAAUAUCUGGAUACCACUGUUCCGCAAAAGAGGGAGAGCGACGGGGAGGUUUUGACGAAGAACCCAAGAAAGGACGAGCGAGCGGAGGCACUGAAGCCACGUGACGCGCACGUAGGCGAGAAACAACCGGUGGUGUACCACCCAGGGUACUCCGAGGCGGAAACCAUCUCCAUCUCGCAGGAGAGCAGCCCGCUGGAGGAGAUCAGCCCCAUUUCGGAAGAAUUCACGGACAAACUGAUCGUCGCCAGCGACGAGGUGCAGAUGCGGCAGCCUUCGACGGAAAUGGAAUACUCAAUUUCACUGUCCCAGGAGAGCAGUCCCGGAGAAGACUCGAGUCCCGUGACGGGCAACUUGGGCCACGUGUUCCCCAAACCGAGCGCCGCUGCCACCACCGUGCAGCAGCAGCAGCAGCAGCAGCUGGCCGGGAUUGAUUCCUCCGAGGAGAAGCAAGUCCCGAUUGCCAAGAAGGACAACUCCCUGACGUCGUCGUACGUGAGCAGCUCCACCGAGGAGUCGAGCCCUGGCGAGGAAGGAGUACGCGUCGUGGGUGGCGGGAGCAAGUCCGGCGAGAAGGAAGACUUCGUGGAGGAAGUGGCGCCGCUGUCCCACGAGGAGGAGAGAUCGCCCCGCAAGACCGAAUCGCGCGCCGGGGUGGACGGAAAGGAGCCGGGUUUCGCCGUGGAGUCCCUGGGGGCGUCGUGGGGCAGCGAAGACGAUUGGCCCGCGAGCGAGGGUGUGCGGGCAGCCGAGCCGGCGGCCUCCUCCAAAGGAGACCUGGGCGGGCGUGUGGCUGGCGGCAACGUGGCCGAGGAGCCGCACCUCGGGGGCAAAUCUCCCGGAGUGCCGCCCACUCGGGGGGCAGCCGCGGGCGGAGGGCAUGCGGAGGGGCCACGCGAGGAGCAGACCGCUGCGGACGCGCACGCAGGCGCGGCCGCUACGGCAUGCUGGCCUGCCGGCUCGCGCGAUGCUUUUCACGCCGUGCUUGCGGCGCCUCCUUUGCUGGAGGGUGCUAUCGCUGGGCCAGGAGUGAGGGCCGUAGCGAGCGUGCAAAGUGACGACGAUGAGCCCGUUGAGCCAGAGAAAGGUGAAGGGGAAGCGUUCGACGGACACCACGCGAAAGAGAAGUUUGCCCCUCCGAAAGCAGACUCCGUCACGGAAAAGGCGCCUGCAGCUAAGAGCGUUGCCGAGGAGGAGGAGGAAGAACGCGAGCACUUGGAAGCUGCCACGAAGGCGGCCAUUUGCGCCGCGCAGCAGCCAGCGGCGCGGGAACGCGACUUGGGCUCGGAGCGAGUGUCCGAGGCCACCGGGGUGGACGCCACAGAUUCCGAUGAGAGGAACGUCGACACCGAGGAGGAAGAUGAGGAGGAGGAGGGAAAAGAGCUCUGGGCAGCGGCUGCCGAGCGGGCGGAGACUAGGAGAGCGGUGGAGGGAAGCAUGCAGGAGCUGAGCCGGGCCCUGGAGAAGAUGAAGGGGGACUCUCGUCUGGCCAUUGAGGAGGUCCUGCAGCGGGAGGAGGGGGAGGGGGGCGCCGCAGUGGCUGUCGACGCGCGCAAAGCCAAUGAGGCCGUCUGCGCGGAGGCCGCGGUGCCUGGGCGCGCCGGGCGGCUGCCGGCGGAAGACGCCGGGAACGAUUUUCCGCUUCCGGGCAACGCGGCGCGGGCGGUGGACACGGGAGCCGUGGAGGCCUCGAGCGUGCAGGUCCCGUUCACCGACAUAAUCGCCGCCGCUUCGGAGGAGGCUUUGACGGAGACGCCGGCGUCGGGGCGGACCGUGCGGAGCGUUUGCCCGGUCGCCCCGACCGAGAGCCACGUGGAGGACAAAUCCGCGGUGGGGAAGCCGGUGACUCGGCAAGAGGAGACUGCUUUUGAGAAGGAGCGGGAGGUGAAUUUAGGGGGCUCUGACAUUUCUUUUGAAAACAUCGACCGAGCGGGCGGUGAACUGAAACGGCGGCAGCACCAGCAGGAGGAGACUUCGGUGGCCGUGAAGGACGACGCCUCGAGCUCCCUCACAGAGGCCACGGCGCAGAACCUGGAGAACUGUGCUCGCGCGGCGGCGGCGGCGAUCAUCGUCGGCCACGAGGUGGGGCGAGGAGGAGGAGAAGGAGGCCCCCUGGAGUGUGAGGCACCGGCGCCCACGAGCGACGCGCGUGCCAAGGGGGAUACCACCAGCACGUGGGACCGCGUCCCCACGGAAACCGAUCCGGCGGGCGACUCGUCCGCGGAGUCCGAAGACGGAGCCGCAGCGCGGGAUUCGCAUCGCCAGGAGCAGUGGCGCCAGGACCAGCGAGUACCGGCAGGCGGCGAGACGCGCGGGUAUCGUUCUGGCGAGGCCCCGCAGCCAGACGCCCUCCGCGCCACCGAGGAGACGGCGCAAGAAGCCCCGAGGGGCGAGCCGACGAUGGCCCAUGAAGAGCUCGAAGCAACGGCGGUCGUUUUUCAAGCGCCGCGUGAGCUCCAGAGCUCUCUGGAAAGCGCUCGCGUUGCCAAAGGGCAGGGGACAGCGAACGAUUUCAUGGACUUUGAAGUGGGAAGCGCGAAGCAGCAGCCUCAGCAGCAGCCUCAGCAGCAGCCUCGGCAGCAGGAGCCUGCCGUGGCCGUGAGCGUCGCCAAAUUCGACACGCCGCCCUCUGCCGUCCGCGUCAUUGACAGCGAGGAGGAGGAGGACGAUGACGAUGAUGAGUACGAGAACGAGUUCUACUCGGAGGAAACCGUGGCGUCUGCGGCUGCCCCCUGGGUCCAGAAGAGCCUUAUCACGGUGGAGGAGGAGGAGCUCUCCAAACCGGGCAAGGUCACCGUGAUUCCCGAACCCCUCGGUGGAGCCGCAGGGCCUCCCCCGCAGGCCGCCGCCGCCGCCGAACCAAAGGGCCCAGUCGCGGCUCCGGCGGCAGCAACGGCGGGACCUGCCCCCGCCGGCGACGAGGAGGAGCCCAAAGGCUUCCGUCCGGCGCAGCCGCCCCCCACCUGGCCGGGGUUCGGGCCCCCCACGGUGAUCAUCGAGGAGGCCGCAGAGGAAGGUGGUGAAGAGCGAGAGGAGCCCGCCCCUGAGGUGAGGCCCCGCGGGAAGCCAAGCGAGGCAGCAGCAACGGCAGCGGCGGCAGCAGCGGAGGAGGAGAAACAGCCGGAGGUGGAGAAGAAGCUGCCAGCCAAGGCGGAGGAUGGAAAGUCACGGCAGUCCUUGCUGGAGAAGAUCCACUUGCCAGCAGUCUCGGAGCUGGUGUACUGGCGGGACCCGCGGUGGAGCGGCGGGGUGCUGGGGGUGCUGCUGUUGCUGCUGCUGUCCAUCGCACACCUCAGCGUGUUCACCAUCGUCGGCUACCUGGGCCUGCUGAUGCUCACCUGCACCAUCACGUGGCGGGUGUGCCGCGGCGUGCUGUGCGCCGUGCAGAAGCGCGAGGACGGACAUCCCUUCCGGACGUACCUGGCGGAGGACGUGGAUGUGACGCGGGAGCGCAUGAGCCGCCAGGUGGAGGCGGCUCGUGUCUGGACCACGGGCGCCGCCACGGAGUUGCGGCGCCUCCUGCUCGUGCAGGACCUCGUUGACUCGCUCAAGUUUGCCGGCGUCCUCUGGCUCAUGACGUACGUGGGAUCUGUGUUCAACGGCCUCUCUCUCCUCAUCCUGGGUGUGGUGCUCCUGUUCAGUGUCCCCAUCGCCUACGAGAAGAAAAAGACCGAGGUCGACCAUUACCUGGCACUGGUUCAAGCGAAAGUGGACGAUGCAACGGCACGAGUGAAGAGCAUGAUUCCUGCCGCCCUGCGUCCAAACGAAGCCAACUCCUCGGCCAAGUGAAAAGCGCAAGCUCGACCGUGCUCGACCGUGCUCGACCGUGCUCGACCGUGCUCGACCAUCGCCAACCCCCCCCCCCAACUGAACAGAAGCUGACGAUAGCCUAACACUUCCGUUGUUACUCCGUACGUUUGACUUAAAAAUCAAGUAGGAUACCAAUUUGCGUGUGACGUAACAAAGUGCAUGAAACUACCAAUACUUUAGAGUUUUUAUUUAAAUCGAGUUUUCUUUUGUGUUCUGUUUAUUCGUCCCCUUAACAUGCUUGAGGUACCGUGACGAAUUGUAAAUCGCGUUCGCGUUGUCAAUGUUGCCACGACGGUCGCGCCGCGCAAUGCCGUCGUCAAAUGUAAUCCAGAGAGCCGCCGUGGAACACGGCGGUCAGCCUCGAGUAGUCCGCGUCAAACGCAUUCUCGUUUUAGAUGACUUAAGAAAGCAGACAUCGGUGGUAAGCUGAAUUGGUGAACCCCGAGAUCCAUUACCGCACUCGAUCACUCGGUCGCAGUCCGUCGCAACGUGCAGCUCUUAACCGGCGGUGGCGGCGGUGACGACGGCAUCAUCCUCGCCAGGCGUGCAGGACGAGUCUCUGUCCGCUGCCGUAAGGCCAUGGGGCUUGGAGAGCGGCUCUGCCGGUGGGGGGGGGGGGGGGGGUGGACAUGCCUGGGCCCCCACGGCCCCCACAUCCCCCACAGCCCCCACAGCCCCCACAGCUCCCACGGCUCCCACGGCCUGGCCGUCUAGGCAAAACCUUUUAGCACCGGUUUUUUGUCUUCCGAGUCUUGAGCAACACCUGAAGAAAUUUGGCCAAAUUUCCGCUGGGUGAGUCGACAAUAGCAUCCCAACUUUAUAAGUCAAAUUUCGUUUGUAUUGAAUCCUCUUCACGAGCACACCCUACCCCUCCGAUACCCUACCUCCCCCACCCCCCCACCCCGUUGAUGACGGACGGACAUCAACACUUUCAACGUGAGUUUCAAAGCGUUCGAAAUAUAUUAAUUUAUUAACAACUUUCUGCAAGUCAAGCAUGCAGUGGUGGCCGUUGAACAAUUGGUUUGCUGAAAUGUUUUCUUCUGUCUGUGGCCACUUGGGCCCUUGCACCUGUGAUUCCUGUUGCUGCAAAACAACGUGCACUCGCUCUCCGAUCGGCCGUCUCCUUCGCACCAAAGGGAGGCACGUUCAGGUCACCUAACUAACAACAUAAGCUGUGUGUACAACCAAUUUAAAAUAUACCAAAAUAGCUCGAAUUCAGUGUUCUCUUGUUAUUUAAAAAAAAAUGUAUACAUUUUGGCAAAUCGGUGUUGGAGGUCAGAGUCAAAAUGUCAAACGGGUCUCCCCGCUUAAAACGAGCACAGUGGCUUCGCUUCACUCGUUUCGCAGCCCUGAGCCGGUGGUGAAAUUCCCACACUCCCUUGGACGAGGGCCGCUGUAUUUAUAGACAACUACCGUUGACCUCCCAUAAAGUGGCCCUCGUUUUUAUUGACCAUGGAGGAACGCUUGGCCGAGGUCACGGUCCCGGCCACGAUUUUGAACUCGCAGCCUUUCCGAUUGCAAGUCGAGCACGCGGGGGGGUGCCCCUGGCUGGAUACGCCGGAGGUAAUUACCCCCCUGGGUUGCUGGUCUUAAGCGUUGCCCUCUUACCGGCAGGGUUCAGUCGCCGUGUUUGGACCCUCAAGCCCCACCUCCAGUCUGAUGUAUCACUGUGUUCAGCACGCGCACCCACCAGUCAGCCCGCCACGGUGCCAGCCCCCCACCAGCCAGCCAUUCGGCCAGCCAGCCAGCUCGCCAGCUCUCCAACGAGAGGAGCAUGAGCUGCAGGGCAAUGCGCCGUGAACGGGACCCCACUGGCAAUCCUAUUUUUGUCUUUGCAUGCGGCGCACACCACCCACAUCAUCCAGGCAUGCCUCUAUAUUGAAUUAUAAGCACAGGUUGGUAAGAAAUCUAGCACAUCGAAUAGAUUUGACUCAUCUCUUGGUAAAAAAAAAAAUCCUGCAUAUGUGUGGAGCUAUUCCCCCCCCCCCCCCCCAAGCUUCCUAGCAAAACAAUCCUCCUGGGAAAGUCGUGAGACUUGGUGAGGAUGCCGCACGUUAAAAACACAAGAGCCCAUUGUCCUUCCGUCUUUUUAAUCAUUCCUUGCGACAGUUUUGCUUCUUUUUUUUCACCAAUGGCUAAAGAGCUAUCGUAGCGAGUGAUCGGCUGAUCGCGUUCGGUCAAGCGCAGGAGACGUUCGGACCCGUGGGGAGCGACGACGCCGCGCUGGCACCACCGAGGUCUUGGCUCUGUCCGCAGCCUUGCCGCGUCCGCCACGGUUCUCGCGCAGCGCAUUGGGGUGGUCACCCUGCCUGCUCAGCCAUCCGCUUCCCGUACAGCCUAAACAGACUGUUGGGGCAGGUGCUGUUUGCGAGCACCUAAUGAAGUCUGGCACGGUACGCGAUGGGGUGGAUUGCCAGCGCCACCGCACGGUCGCCUUUGUCCCCCCGGUAGCGAUGUCUAACACGGCACCAGGUACGCAGUUUGUUGAAGCGGAGUAACUAGGGGGAGACCCGGGACUGGUUUCAGAUGAUCAUCACCGGUAUUGGCCGUGAGCAGAAUCGGAACCCGUUUUCAACAUACUUGGUUGCGCGCUUCAAUUGCCCCGAAUUAUAAUAUUUAUCCAGGAAGCCAUCCCGAAGUCGUACGACUCGUUUUUCAGGAGGGUUUUUUUUCUUCCCCCCAACGAAGUCUUCGGCCCAUUUAAUGACGGCGGCGUGUUUAUGAUGCACGUGGGAGCAAAACCGGAGCAUCCGAGAAGAAGAAAGGACCCCCCCCCCCCCUCGCACAAAUCUCCUUUCGCCCGUGGCUGGGAGGGGGUUGUAAGGCUGCGCAAGUUUGGCCCUUGAAGGUCGUCGCGUGGAAGGGCGAGGUUGUGUGCUUCGGGAAAUUCUGUGUGGCAGGCGGAGCGACGUCUGGGGGGUGGGGUCGCAGGUUCAAUGCAUCAUUGCUCUAGACUCUAGAGGCCGGGUCGCAAAAGCACAAUGGGUUUACAAAUGACAAAAGUUUAACACGACAAGAAUACGUUUAAACAAGACCAAGUGUGAUGCGAACACGGAUGACGCUCGUAAACCUUGAAUCGCAUUUAAUUCUGACAUGAGCAUAACAUUUACGCCGAUGUUGAGGCGAGGUCGUCGUAGUUAGUAUUGUGUAACAUUGGCAAUGGUGGAGGUAGUGGGGGGGGAGGUAGCGGUUUGCACUUCAAUGCGUUCGCUUUGAGAGCGGGUGGCACAUCAGCUCCGUGUUGCUGCUCCCUCUGGCACCGCGUGUCCGUCACGUGGCGCUGCGUCGUCGCCUGCACCCCCCCAAAUCCCCCCCCCCCAAACUCUCCCCCCCCCCAAAUCCCCCCCCCCCCCUCUCCCCCCGCUACUCGACGCGCGCCUUCAAGCCUCGGACUCGCCACACGAGGUUUCAGUUCCUGCAGAUGCUUGAACAUUGAAUGUGUCGUGUCGUCCCCAGCGCAAUCCGAGCGGAGGUGCGUAAUUACCAAGAGCUAGUCCGAGGGAUGUUGCAAAGUUGCCCGAGGAAUUUUCCAAAGUUGCCCGAGGAAUUUUCCAAAGUUGCCCGAGGAAUUUUCCAAAGUUGCCCGAGGGAUGUUGCAAAGUUGCCCGAGGGAUGUUGCAAAGUUGCCCGAGGAUGGCCGGCGGUUGCCAGGUGGCAGAGCGGGAGAGAGAGAUGAGCCGAGUGGAGGGAGCGAGAGUCGGAGGGUCUCCGUGGCCUGGCCCUUCCUUCGCAGCGAUUGGACCCCGACGGUCGACGCCGCCAAGCGCUUCAUCGAACCGCGGAUUCCGCAUGCCGACGCUCGAUAUGUCAGACGUGUUUCAUAAUGAAGUGCGUUCGCGUUUUUUUCGGCGGAAUGUUUAUGCAUCGGCGCUGUGAUUUUUUUCUUUCUUUUUCGGGAGAGAGGUUUUCACGUUAACAACUAAACAACAACAAAAACACCACGAACGAUUUCGUCGAUGUAUCAGGAUUAACGAGGACUUUGUCCCCCGUGAUGUAUCGGUCUCUCCGGCGCUUUUGUGUCCGGGGUGGAGGGGGGGGUUGAGAUUUUGUUGCGUCCGUAUGGGUGGUGGGUGGGGGGAGUACGGGGCGAUUGUGUGUGCGAGAGUGGUUGGGAUGAUUGCGGCUGGGAAGAACCCCCUUGCGGUUUGCCUCCGUUGCACACGCUGACGCAGCAGCACUGGGUUACCGGAGCCGGCGGGGAUGGGUUGGCAGUGGGUUUGUGUUUCAUUUGAAGGGCAUCCCUCGUGUGGGCAAUCCGUUGUCGAGAUGCCCAGGUGUUUUGGGGAAGGUGUUGGGCUUGCGUUGUGUCCAGCGUGAACACGUGGCUGGCCAGGUGUGGCAAGCAGCAGGUAACGGCCGACUUGACGAAGCGCGCCUUUGUUGGGAUUUGGACAACGUUAAAGACCCAUCGCAGAAACAAACCGCUGGCAAAUAUUCAGUUUUCACACAAAGUAAAAAAUCAAGUGAAAUAAAACCGUUGAAAAAAAGAGACAUCCAUUGGCUCGAUAUGGAACGUCAUUGCCCCCCAAGUCUCCUUGGGGAAACAGGAGUCGCUGGAUCUGUUUCACUCUCCCGACUAAACAAACGUAAUUGCAAUGAAAUUAUAUAGUCUUGUGUAUAUGUGCGUGUCAAAUUAUGAGUCUCUGCGUGUGUCAUCAUAAGGCUGUAAGGGCAUGUUGAGUGGCACCGAUCUGCUCGUUCGUGCAUUGUGCGCCUCCCACGCUUGAUGGAAUGCUGUUGCUCAUGAAUGGCUUUCGAAGUUACGGUACGGUAAUAUUGAUUUCACACACAGCUGCUUAAGUGAUCGUGCGACGUUUGUUGUUGACAACAUUGCUGCUGAUGCACCUUCUAUAGCAAAGUCGAAUGUCAGCUUGUGCUAGCCUUAUUAUUAAUUGUAACAAAUAAAGUAACCGCGUGUUUACAACAUG